UCAUAGCUACACUCAUCCUUUAUGAAAAUUCUUUUCGCUGAUAGAUAUUUCAGUUUCGCUUUCUUGAAACGACUAAAUAAACAAACUGGUUUUAGAUAUUCAAUCAAGUGCUUUGACGAUUAGAGAUUUUUCGUAAAUACAACAAGAUCGGUUAAUCAGCGGUACUGUUUGAUGCAAUUUGAUGAAUGAAUCAACUCGAAGUUUGUAGUUACAUCUUCUGUUCGCUUACUGGUCAGUCGAGGGACGUUAUUGAAGAUAUACGUCAUCUAUAAAGUUGAUUGUGGAUAUGUGAGAAAGAUUGCAAGACAAUGAACAAAUUUUGCAUUUUCUUUGGAAUUUAUCUGCUUCUUUUCUCCACUCGUAGCCACGGCAUUCCUUGGGACUCCGUUAAGAGAUUGCUCAACGAAACAUGUUUCAGCAAAUAUAAUCUAAAGACAGAUGAAGAACAAUGCGUUGGAAAGUUGUAUUGUCGUCGCUUAUUUAGAGAAACAACUGAUUGUUGGAAGAAGACAUGUGCCGGUGAAUUUGCUACGUCUACAUGUCCAAUGAUAUUCUUCUAUACAAAUGUCUCUUUGAAGGCAUUUUGUGAUGAAAAUGGAAAGUGGAACUUCUCGCGAUUGCAAUGGAAGAAAAAGUGUACAAAACGAUCUUCUACAGAGCGGAGUGCUGUUAUAAAUAGUUUGUUUAAUAUUGAUAAUGAGGAUUUGAUAAAGAAACGAUAUUUGAAGAUUUAUGUCAUAUUUAGCUGGCUUUCUUUCUCAUUUAUAAUUCCUUCACUCUUCAUGUUGUGUUACUUCAUGGACAAGAAAAACAUCCGCUUUAAUUUGCACAAGAAUCUCAUUGUGGCAUUCUUGUGUCGACUCAUUACAUUUUUUAUAGCCCAUUAUGGUGAUCUUAAUACAACCCAGUGCAACGUGUUUUGGGUAUUAAAUCGCUUUUUUGCCCUGUCAGAGAUAACAUGGAUGCUGAAUGAAGCUGCAUUUUUAAUGAAACUCCUUUUUCGUACAUUUGAUGCUAAGACUUAUUUUUGGGGGUUAUUUGCUUUUGGAUGGGGAUUUCCUGCUGUUUUGGUCUUUGGUGUUUAUAUCCCCGUGAUGGUGUAUUUCUACGACAGUGGAAUAGACAAAUGUUGGACUAAAGGAAAAGAAUCUUACUAUAUGUUUAUCUUAUAUGGCCCAAUGACUCUGAUGCUCCUGAUGAACUUUAUAACACUUAUUUAUGUCAUCUGUGUGAUUUUUGAUAAAUUACGUCAUCAAAGAUCAAGCUCAGAACUCCUUAGACUAAGGAAAGGAAUAAAAGCUGCUCUGAUUUUGAUGCCUCUUUUUGGUGUUAUAUAUCUAAUGAUACUUUAUGUUCCUUCAACUGCACCCACGUGGUAUAAUUAUCUUAUUAGAAUACUAUAUCCCAUGCAGGGAACCCUUGCUUGCCUUGUGUAUGUUGUCUUCAAUGCUGAAGUGAGACAAGUUGUCAGGGCAAGAUGGAAACGAUGGAUACAUACAAAAGCAGAAUACCUUGAAAGAGUAAGACCAUAUCGCCGCAUUGCUAGUUUAUUUUUCUCUAACUCUGAAACAAGCAAUAGUACUCAAUGUGAUCAAAUGGUGGUUACAAACGCCUAGCAUAAUCAGAAACACUCAUCAUAUGCCAAGUAAAAAUAUUUGCAACAUCGAGACUUUGAAGCAUAGGUAUUAUACAGGUAUACAUAUAAAUAAGUUUUAUUUAGCACGUCAUAUGCACGAAUCAACAUCUACAAUAAAUGUAACGUACGGGAAAGUUCAUAUUCGAUUGAAGUGUUUGGCUGGAUCAAAAACAUUUCUUUGAAAGCAUUAAGGUAGUGAAAUAGUUUCCAGUUUGAGGGUACUUAAUUAUAAAUUUAAUGUUCUAAUCCUUGUUCUAUUUACCAGAAAGGCAGGUUUAGUUAGUGUAACCAAUUGAGUGUAACCUCUUUUCAUUUAAUAUGUUAAUAAAUAACAAUUGUAAUAAACCAAA
This is a messenger RNA of Xenia sp. Carnegie-2017, 1986 nucleotides long. Its product is annotated as corticotropin-releasing factor receptor 1-like. Gene Ontology annotation, cellular component: plasma membrane. Gene Ontology annotation, molecular function: G protein-coupled peptide receptor activity. The transcript is spliced from 15 exons. Bases 309 to 1616 code for a protein of 435 amino acids. Gene Ontology annotation, biological process: cell surface receptor signaling pathway; adenylate cyclase-modulating G protein-coupled receptor signaling pathway. The record is from RefSeq and is a predicted model, not a curated record. Lineage: Eukaryota; Metazoa; Cnidaria; Anthozoa; Malacalcyonacea; Xeniidae.